Pseudovirgaria hyperparasitica is the source of this 333-nucleotide messenger RNA. RefSeq lists its product as uncharacterized. The coding region runs from base 1 to 333 and encodes 110 amino acids. The record is from RefSeq and is a predicted model, not a curated record. Lineage: Eukaryota; Fungi; Ascomycota; Dothideomycetes; Acrospermales; Acrospermaceae. The transcript is spliced from 3 exons.
AUGACUGUCACCCACAUCGUCCUGUUUGCGUUCAAGAAGGAUGCGCAGCCUUCAGAUGUCAAAGAUGCUUGCGUGCAGAUGCUAGCCCUCAAGGACAAUUGCCUCCAUCCCACGUCCGGGAAGCCUUAUAUAGUGUCCUCCCAGGGAGGACUCAACAACAGUCCAGAGGGCAUGUCUGACGGUCACGAGCACGGCUUCGUAGUAGAAUUCGCCUCUGUGGAGGACCGCGAUUACUACGUCCACAAGGAUCCAUCUCACACAAAGUUCAAGGAUAUGGUCAUUCCUCUUGUUACUGGGGUCAAAGUCGUCGACUUUGAGGCCGGUGUAUUCUGA